Molecule: messenger RNA, 1777 nt
Organism: Toxotes jaculatrix (banded archerfish)
Lineage: Eukaryota; Metazoa; Chordata; Actinopteri; Toxotidae
Gene: ncbp2as2
Product: protein NCBP2AS2
Exons: 2
Coding region: 192-497 (101 amino acids)
Source: RefSeq, a predicted model, not a curated record
AGUUAACGUCGCUUUAACUCCCGAAUGUGAAUCCAACUUCAGCCUCCGUCCACAGCCUGUUAUGACACCUACCGCUAGCUGACGGUCACCGGGUUCAACUGGAGCAGGGCUGAAAUACACAGAGAGUCGGAAGGGACUGCAGAGUUAGCUGGCUUAGCUAACACAACACAACACAACAAACACUCGACAAAAUGCUCUCUCGCAUGUUAUUUACCCUCAUCAACAAUCUGCACGUCGUCGAGAAGUUGGCCGAGUCUCGUCCGAUUCGCAGGGCAGCCCAGAUCACAGCCUACGCCAUCACCAAGGCUCAGAUAGCCGGCCGGGACGCGUCGGAGCGGGUCAUGCGGUCCCAGACGCUGCGGCAGGUCAAGCACGAAGCCGGCAAAGUUCCCGGUGACCUGGGAGACAUGGGCAGACGCCUCAGGAGAGUCCGAGAGACAUUUGUGAACGAAGUGAAGGAAGGAUGGAAGGACGGCUCCAGACAGAUUAAGAAAUAAAGAGGCCAGACUGUCUGCAGGACAUUAAAGGGACUGGGAACUUCCUGACAACAAAACUUUAUUGUUCUCGACACAAUGACAACAUCCAGUGUUUUUAAUCUCACCUGACUGCCUAUUAAAGAAACCAGGGGAACAAAGGUGAAAUGAUGUAUGAACUGUAACCAUCAUAAAGUGUCUUCAUGUUGGACUCGGUCAGUUCACAGUUAGGGAAGGUGGUUGUUGAUAAUGGGAGAGGUCAACACGUACCUGUGAUCUAUGGCCAGAUCAUUUAUGAUAAACUGUGGGUAGCUAAAUAAGUUCACUGUAUUCACUAGGCGUGGAAAUUUGAUGUGUGUACUUCAUCUUUGAGACAGCCUGUUAAAAAGUAGGAACUGUUGUAGAGACUUAAAGGUGGAAGUGGAUUAGUGUGGAAAGGUUAUGUGCACUUUGCUAACGUUGUCAUUUCGAUAAAGAACAGACAUCUAGAACAGCCUUGUUUUAAUAGCCUCUCUACAUUAAGUGAUGUCCUGUCAUUUCCCUCCAACGACCUACACUCAUGCAUCUAUGACACCAAUCCUGCCAAACACCUGUAUUUGCUCUGUACAUGAAGUGGUCAGUGGAAAUCCUUUCAUCAGAUGAAUGUAUACAUACAGAGAAGGAGGUGUUAUGGGUAUACAAUGGAUUCACCACUUAGUUCUGACUGUAUAAAUAAAGAUUAUAAUUUAUAACACAGCACUUUGACUGCUGGACUGUGUCAACUGAUAUCAUUUGUCACUGACAUGGGAACAGUCUGAAAAGAAAGGUUACAUAGCUGUAUAGUAAAAUUAGAAAUGUAAGAAAGUUGAAGUGAUGUUGAAGUUUGAAGCUUCAGGUCACAUGCUGUGAAUUGCAUAUUCAUAGAUACUGGGUUUUUCAGUAAGGGAGAAGGAGAAGAUGUGCUUUUAAGACCAUAUGAGACUUACAUUUAUUAAUUAAAGCAGAGCAUUUAUAAAUGUAGGCCCUUUAAAAAACAGUGACAAAUCAUCUGCAGGAACAGCAGAGUCCAAAGGACUGGAGUUCAUAGUUCACUGUGUCCAAGGUGUAACUCCUAGUUCCUCUGCUUUUGUAACUGUAGCAGGAGAAUGGCAAAGAUGAAUUUACAACAUAAUUCAAGUAGAGAUAACAACACAGGACAUUGUAUUGCUUUCUUUGAGGUUUGGUCACUGCAGUGGCAGAAGCAGAUUGAGCUGGUUGUAAUUAGCACUGCUUUUAAAUGUCAAAACACCUGCGUACACGUAGCCCAGUGGAGUCUUCAGUGUCAA